AUGGGUGCAUCUCAGUCAAAAGCCGACGAGGAACCGAAAGUCUUCUACAACGAGACUCCCAUACAGUUCUCUCAAGAUCUCGUCAACCACCUUGCUGACACGGUCGAUACACAUCCAGAGCGUCAGUCUACCCUCGACGGUCACGUUCGAGCGCGUAUACAAUCAGAACUCGCCCGCUUGCGCGAAGAAGAAGAAGAAGUUCGACAGCAGAUUGAGUUGGCACUGGAAAAGGAGAAUUUGGACCGAGAGAGGGACAUGGCAGGGGAUGUAAGCGCGACUUCCGAGGCUGAUUCUAGCGCUAUCGGCGAUGUGAAGAGCAGUGAAGUCCUACUGGGUGACUUGGAGGAGGUGCGCACCAAGGUUGAAAGGUUCCAGACGAGACAACAAUUGGUUGAGUUGCCUGAGUUGAAGACGAAGGGCGAAGCCGUCGUGUCAUGCUACAGGUCGCACCCAUCGACAAGUCUAGACUGCUGGCGCGAGGUUUCAGAGUUCCGGGCUGCCGUAUCGCAGGUCGAGCAGCAAUACAUUGCCUCCCUUCGGUGA
Heterobasidion irregulare TC 32-1 is the source of this 543-nucleotide messenger RNA. RefSeq lists its product as uncharacterized. Bases 1 to 543 code for a protein of 180 amino acids. The transcript is spliced from 4 exons. Lineage: Eukaryota; Fungi; Basidiomycota; Agaricomycetes; Russulales; Bondarzewiaceae. The record is from RefSeq and is a predicted model, not a curated record.